This is a messenger RNA of Oikopleura dioica, 1173 nucleotides long. NCBI's taxonomy places the organism in Eukaryota, Metazoa, Chordata, Appendicularia, Copelata, Oikopleuridae. The record is from the annotation of a GenBank genome assembly.
AUGGGAGAUUUCGGUCAAAAUCCGAUGGCAAACCAAGGAUCGGGCUGGUCCGCGCCCAAAGCAAUGGGAGGAGGCGGCGGUCCUCCGCCAUUUAUGAACGGUCCUCCUGGAGGUGGAGGCUUUGGCGGCCCUCCAGGCGGCGGAGGAUUUGGCGGUCCACCAAGAGGAGGCGGCUUUGGAGGUCCUAGAGGGGGUGGCUUCGGCGGACCCCCGAGAGGAGGAGGCUUCGGGGGCGGCUUUGGAGGUCCUCCCGGUGGAUUCAACGGAGGGGGCGGCUUUGGCGGCGGCGGUGGCUUCCGAGGUGGUUUUCGGGGUCGCGGCCGUGGCCGAGGAAAGCCAGCUCCAACUAAUGUCGUGAAAAAACGAAAAGGGUACAAGGGAGCGGCGCAAAAGCAAAAAGAACCCGCCAAGCCAUCAAGACAGCUUUUCGUCCGCCCAAUUGAAAAUGGCACUAAGGUCUCGGAAGUGCGCGACUACUUCCAAGUUUUCGGAGAGCUGCGCGACGUUUACCUGCCAAAGGACUACUAUACAAAAGAGAUGAAAGGCGUAGCUUACGUCGAGUAUAAGGAGCAAGAAGACGCCGAAGAAGCCCAAGCCGCCAUGGACGGGUGCGAAUUUAACGGCAAAAAUAUCUCAGUCACUUUCGCUCAGGGCGACAGAAAAUCGAAAGAAACGAUGGCGACAGGAGUGUACGCUACUAACAUGGAAAUUGAAAUGCUCAAAAAAGAGCUCGCCAAAGAACAGGAGAGACUAUCGAAGGCGGCAAGAGGAGAACGGAUUUCUCCACCAAGGUUCGCCGAAUUGGACGACAAUGGAGCUCCCAUUGUCAAGCCAAUGGUCAAAGAUGAUAGAGACAGAAGGAGAGGCGAUCGGCGAGAUCGGGACAGGCGAAGAAGAAGUCGAAGUAGAAGCCCUAGACGAGGCCUUGGCGGAGGACGCGAUAGAGGACCAAGAGACGAUGACGAUGAUUGCCCAGAGUUCAGAAAGCGUCCUGAAUCCGAUAAGGAUAAAAUAGAUGAUUGUCCAGAGUUCGCAGGUCGCCCUGGCCGAGACGAUCGAAGUCGAAGCCGUCGAAGUAGCAGGGAGCCAAGAAGUAGUCGAGUCGUCGUCGAGAUAGAAGCCGAAGCCGAGAGAGGCGAAGAUCUCGCGACAGACGCUGAAAUUGCAUCUUGA